AUGGAUUUGAGAGAGGAUAUAGAUCAUUCAGGCCCGAGCGAGCCAUUGCUUAAUACCGUGGACGCCCCCCGAGAUGAGCAUAACGGAGACAAUCCUCCCUUUGCUUCCAGCAAAUCCGAUGGUUGGUUCAUAUGGGUUUUGACAUUUUCAGCUGGCAUAAGCGGCCUCCUUUUUGGCUAUGACACUGGUGUGAUAUCAUCUACCCUUGUCACCAUUGGUACUGAUCUCUCCAAUCGACCCUUGAACACCCUCGAUGAAAGCCUUAUAACAUCAUCCACCAGUUUAUUUGCUUUGAUAGCGAGUCCAUUCACAGGUAUAUUGGCCGACAAAUAUGGUCGUCGGAAGGUCAUACUUGCUGCAGAUAUCCUGUUUGCGCUGGGGGCGCUGAUUCAGUGCUCUACGAGUCAGAUCUGGUGUAUGAUUCUGGGUCGCAGUGUUGUCGGUCUUGCGGUUGGCAGCGCGAGUGCUGUAACGCCUUUAUAUAUUGCCGAGGUGGCACCAUCGCAUGCUAGAGGCCGUCUUGUUACAAUCUUGUCGCUCUUGAUUACUGGCGGUCAAGUAGUGGCUUACAUUGUGGGAUGGAUAUUUUCUCACGUCAAUGGUGGCUGGCGUUGGAUUGUUGGGCUCGGGGCAGCCCCAGCCUUCUUUCAGUUCGCAAUCCUGUUGACUCUAUCCGAGUCUCCUCGCUGGCUUGUACAAGCUGGGUAUGAUCCACAGGCCACGUUGGUUUUGACGCGGAUCUAUCAAAACUCCCACGACAGAGAUGAAGUUGUACAACAAGUAUUGCGCGACAUUCGAGGGGAAAUUACCCAGGAAGCACUAGAAAUGGAUCAAACGAAAGCUCCAGGCACAAAUCCACAAUGGCUUCAUGAUACCUUGGAAAGGUUGCAAGCUCUCUUCCACAAUGGAGGUAAUAGGAGGGCCCUGAUCAUUGCAAUGAUGCUGCAAGGCUUUCAACAGCUAUGUGGUUUUAAUAGCUUGAUGUACUUCUCAGGGAUCAUUUUUCAAUCCCUCUCCUUCUCUUCACCAACACUGACAUCUUUAUCAAUCGCAAUGACGAAUUUCCUCUUCACCCUUCUUGCAUUUAUAUACAUUGAUAAGAUCGGAAGACGCCGCAUUCUACUAUAUUCAAUACCUAUAAUGAUCCUCGCACUAUGCUGCUGUUCCCUUUCAUUCUCCUCGAUGGAUAUUCCGUGGGGCUCGCAAUCACCGCCAGAAAGUCAAAGUGGGACCGACGGCAGAAACGCCCUGUAUCCCUUACUGAUACUUGCCUGUUUAACGGUAUACACGGCAGCGUACGCUUUUGGACUGGGUAAUGUGCCAUGGCAACAGUCAGAGCUAUUUCCAUUGAACGUGCGAUCUCUAGGAUCUGGUCUCGCCACUGCCACCAACUGGGGAUCUAAUUUCAUUGUUGGACUGACUUUCCUCCCUAUGAUGGAAUGGUUGUCACCGACUUGGACUUUUGUCAUUUAUGCUGGCAUAUGUGUUGUUGGAUGGGGAGCAACAUACAAGAUAUAUCCCGAGAUGAGUGGCAUGGGUCUUGAGGAAGUGAAAGGAUUAUUGGCCAGUGGCUGGGGUGUGGCGGAAAGCAUGCAGCGAAGAUAA
This is a messenger RNA of Penicillium angulare, 1605 nucleotides long. RefSeq names its product putative MFS myo-inositol transporter. Gene Ontology annotation, cellular component: membrane. The record is from RefSeq and is a predicted model, not a curated record. Bases 1 to 1605 code for a protein of 534 amino acids. Gene Ontology annotation, molecular function: myo-inositol:proton symporter activity. Gene Ontology annotation, biological process: transmembrane transport. The transcript is spliced from 3 exons. Lineage: Eukaryota; Fungi; Ascomycota; Eurotiomycetes; Eurotiales; Aspergillaceae.